AUGCACGCUUCCGGAGUUCUGCCAGACAACUGCUGGACGUCCACCGCCGCCCGGCACGUCAUCUGUAUGAGAACGCAAGAGGCUCUGACUGGGAAGCCGACCCCUCUCACGCUGUGUGCGAUCGAGAUCGAAGCUCAAGCAUUUUGCAGAUCCCGAACAAAAGAAGAAUAUUACGACCUUCUCUCCGAGUUCCUAAAUCACAUCCGAAAGUCAGGUGAUCUGAGGCAAGCGGCAGAGAAGCUAGCCACUAUGCGAGGGAAUGGUCCCUUGCUGGCUCCACACCUAAUUUACGGUCAGCAGCUGCGCCCCAAGGAUCUCAGCCAGGAUCCGCUCCCUGCGAGUCGAGGGGCUCUGAGGCCUACGGCCGUCCAGCGACCCACGCAACACAUUGUGUGGACUCAGCGUCCUUGGGGUCCCGUGCCGGCCCAGCCGAUGAGCCAGCCUCCUCUCUUCGCAGUUCCACGAAAUGAGCGUCCUCUGCCGCCACUAUUGCGGGCCCCGAGACAUCAGGCCCAGCCGAUGAGCCAGCCUGCCCCCUCCGCGACUCCACGAGAUGAGCGUCCUCUGCCGCCCCUAUUGCGAACCCCGGAACAACAACUAUCGUGCUUUCCAAUGCGUAUGCCUUUCCGGCCGUGCUCAGUCGCUAUCCCCACCCGAGGAGCGGUCCCAACUUAUCCGGAACACGCCGUCUCGUACAGAAAGACUCCGAAGAGCAUGUCUUACGCCCAUUACCGACUGCGCGGCACUGCGCCAUCAUCGGUAGGCGAGUCCGCGAAAGAAAACGGCUCGACACAGGGGCAAAAUGGCGCCCCUCCGCUCGUAUCUCCUCCUAUCGCGCCUAUCGAGUCCGAAGAAGCACCAGCGAGCGAUCCCCCUGUCGGUGGUGGAGAUGACCGAACCGCCGGCGAUUCCCCUGUCGUUGGCGGGGAUGACCGAACCGCCGGCGAUCCCCGUGUCGGUGGUGGAGGUAACCAAAGCGCAGGCGACCCACGUUUUGGUGGUGGGGGAGACCGAACCGCCGGCGGUACCCCGGCAACAUGCAGUGCCGAGGAUCAAGAACGUUCGGAGAGGCUCGAGUGUCUGAGUCAGUAUGUCGAACCCGUGAAGAAAUUGAUCUCGAUAGCCGAAAAAGACGAAAGGAACAAGGAUUAUCUCUGGAAACUGAAUUCGCUCCUCGAAGUUCUGACAAAUCCGGAUCGGCGGUACUCUAUCGAUACCCUCAUCAAAUGCCAGCAGGUCUGUGAGCAUCUCGACUUCAGGAUGUGCGAACCCGGUCAGGCCCCGAAGUAUCAUAUACCGUCGCUCACAUCGAUGAUGCGGUCUCAGGACGAUGGCUUGUGGCAACCGCUGCUCGACGCUAUCAACGCCAACAUCAAGAGCCCGAUGUUCAAUCAUACGCUGCAGGAAGUAUUCGGCCGGCCGAUCGCUGUUAUGCUUCCGUCCGAGUAUUCGGACUCUGAACCUUCAUCGCCCCCCGCGAAAAUGAGGAGGUGCACUUCCCCUGCCGCAGACGGGACGUGUGAACUGCCCGAACUUCUCGCAAUUGAGAUUUUGCAAUUAGAUCCUCAAUUCAAGGCUAGCCUGGUUCAGCCACUUGACGACAAAUCCAUCAAACUCUUCUGCCAACUAGAUAUCAACACCCUGCCGAGUGUGCCUGCGGUGACUGUCGCUGUCCCAGAAAAUUAUCCACAGAGCGCACCUUCGUGUCUGACCGACCAAACUCUAUACAGAAGCUCGGAAUUCCACCUUUCUCUGCUCGAGGCUCUGAAGGCCCGUAUGGCCGAGAUGCCUCCCCGGUUUACGGUGACGGAGCUCCUCGAUGCGUGGGAGAUGUGCGUGCGAAAAACUUUCGAAAACAUGCAACCCCGCUUGCAGUCACCGGGCGAAUCAGACGCCGAUCAUCUGGUGGCCUUGCAACGAAACUACGAGAAUCUCUGCGGACUGACGGACGCCGCAGGUGCCGCAGUGAAGUCGUAUUGGUUCAUAGCCAAAGUUCAGGUGGGAUGCAAGUAUCUGCAUUUCUACCUCGAUCUUUCCGAAGAGAACAGAGGACGUGUCUACUCCUCCUCAGAUGCCUACGGUGUGAGUAGGCCGUAUGCCGACAACUUCAUCGCUUUCUUGGAGAGAUUAUUCGCGGACUUCAAUCAAUUCCAUCGAUUGAACGGAGAUAUCAUCGAGGAAAAAGACCUUCCGACUUCGAGUGAGCCGGAGGAAAUCAUCACCGAAAAUGCUUGCACCAACGUCCCCCUCGCGGAAGCUUCGAUUCCGGAGCCAUCGGAACCAGAUCUCAGACCGGCUCCGGCGAGAGGUUUGCGCAUCGUCUUCAAGGAGAUCGUGACUCCGGGAGUGGAGGAGUUUUUGCGCGAGUUGGAAGAAUGUGACAAUCCCAACAUAGAUGAUAUGUUGGCCUCAGACGAUGAGGACGAUCAAUACGCAGAUGAGGAAUAG
Galendromus occidentalis (western predatory mite) is the source of this 2448-nucleotide messenger RNA. RefSeq names its product mediator of RNA polymerase II transcription subunit 15-like. Bases 1 to 2448 code for a protein of 815 amino acids. The transcript is spliced from 2 exons. Lineage: Eukaryota; Metazoa; Arthropoda; Arachnida; Mesostigmata; Phytoseiidae. The record is from RefSeq and is a predicted model, not a curated record.